UGUAUUUAUGAAAGAUACAGAUUUUUAAUUUCAUGCAUGAAAACGUUCAAUUUAAUGUAAAUUCAGUUCAAUACAAAUUAAUUGUUACCAAACUAUAAAUUGAAGCAAAAUCAACAAAAAAAUUAAAGUGACACAAAAAUGGCUACCAUCAUUGUUCCUAAGGACUUUUCUCCUGUUGAAGAUGCAGAAUAUAUCAAGAAGGCUUGUUUAGGGUGGGGAACGGAUGAGAAGGCAAUAAUAUCAAUUUUAGGGCAUAGAAAUUCAUUUCAAAGGAAGCUUAUUAGGCUAGCUUAUGAAGAGAUUUAUCAAGAGGAUCUUAUCAUUCAGCUUCAAUCUGAGCUAUCCGGAGAUUUUGAGAGAGCAAUAAGCUUGUGGACAUUGGAGGCAGCUGAUCGAGAUGCUGUAUUAACUAAUGAGGCUCUACAAAAGACAACACCUGAUUACAGGGUCAUAAUUGAGGUUUCUUGUGUUAAAUCUCCUGAAGAACUUUUAGCUUUAAAGCGUGCUUACCGCUUUCGCUACAAGCAUUCGUUGGAAGAAGAUGUCGCCUCUCAUUUCUCCGGCGACAUUCGGAAGGUUUUGGUUGCACUAGUGAGUGCAUAUAGGUAUGAUGGGCAUGAAAUUGAUGAGAAGGUUGCUCAUUUGGAAGCUGAUGUUCUUCAUGAUGAUAUCUACACAAAAGCCUUUAAUCAUGAUGAAUUAAUCAGAAUAUUAAGUACAAGGACCAAAUCACAACUUAUGGCAACUUUCAACUAUUACAAAGAUAAAUAUGGGACUUCCAUCACCAAGGGCUUGUUGAGUGAUCCAACUGAUCAAUACUUAGCGGCAUUUCGUAUGGCGAUCAGGUGCAUUAGAGACCCUAAAAAAUAUUUUGCAAAGGUUUUACGCAAUGCAGUUAACAAGGAGGACACCGACGAGGAUGCACUGAGCCGUGUGAUUGUGACACGUGCAGAGAGGGAUUUGCAGGAGAUUAAAGAGUUGUAUUUUAAGAGAAACAGCAACUCUCUUGAAGCUGCUGUGGAAAGUGAAACUUCAGGAGAUUACAAGGCAUUUCUUUUAGUCUUGUUGGGGGAAGAAAAUAAUAAUUAAAUUAUUAAUUUACUAAUUUAAUAAUAAAUUCAAACUUUCUAGUUGGUAGAAAUUUUAAUUCUUGAAAUUUAAUUUGAUGUAGUUGGGAUU
Messenger RNA from Mercurialis annua (annual mercury), 1179 nucleotides. Its product is annotated as annexin-like protein RJ4. Bases 139 to 1089 code for a protein of 316 amino acids. The record is from RefSeq and is a predicted model, not a curated record. Gene Ontology annotation, molecular function: calcium ion binding; calcium-dependent phospholipid binding. Lineage: Eukaryota; Viridiplantae; Streptophyta; Magnoliopsida; Malpighiales; Euphorbiaceae. Gene Ontology annotation, cellular component: cytoplasm. The transcript has 6 exons.